ACUGCAUCUGUAUUGCAUAUAUUCCUGCUGGCUAUGGUGCUAUAUCCUGACGUCCAAGCCCGGGCUCGUGCAGAAAUUGAUCAGACUGUGAGGCAUGAUAAAAUGCCAUGUCUUAAUGACAGGGCGUCCCUGCCCUAUCUUGAUGCCAUUUUCUGCGAGGUCAUGAGAUGGUAUCCUGUCGCCCCCCUAGGAUUUUCACAUGCAACUUCAGAUGAUGAUGUUUACGACAGGCAUUUUAUACCCAAAGGUUCGAGGUGGUACGAGUCAAGGUUGCCGGCACUGUCUCGGGAUGAAGAUAUAUUUCCCGAUGCAUCGCACUUCGAUCCUAGUUGCCAUCUAACUGUUGACGGGAAGCUGAAGAGCCCUGUUGUCAACCAUUUUGCCUUUGGUCAUGGCAGACAUAUUUGUCCUGGUCGUUGGUUUGCAGAGUACACUAUGUGGACUGCAAUUGCUGCCAUACUCGCUGUCUUACGCAUCGAUCAUGCCAAAGACUCAAACGGAGACAGGAUUGAGGUGAAGCCACAGUUCACCACCGGCAUGGGGAUGUAA
Messenger RNA from Suillus fuscotomentosus, 549 nucleotides. RefSeq names its product cytochrome P450. Gene Ontology annotation, molecular function: heme binding; oxidoreductase activity, acting on paired donors, with incorporation or reduction of molecular oxygen; iron ion binding. The record is from RefSeq and is a predicted model, not a curated record. NCBI's taxonomy places the organism in Eukaryota, Fungi, Basidiomycota, Agaricomycetes, Boletales, Suillaceae. The transcript is spliced from 5 exons. The annotation marks the transcript as partial.